Neoarius graeffei (lesser salmon catfish) is the source of this 2459-nucleotide messenger RNA. It is a transcript of the gene kdelr2b, whose product is annotated as KDEL endoplasmic reticulum protein retention receptor 2b. Gene Ontology annotation, molecular function: ER lumen protein retrieval receptor activity. The transcript has 5 exons. Lineage: Eukaryota; Metazoa; Chordata; Actinopteri; Siluriformes; Ariidae. The coding region runs from base 157 to 795 and encodes 212 amino acids. Gene Ontology annotation, biological process: protein retention in ER lumen; endoplasmic reticulum to Golgi vesicle-mediated transport. Gene Ontology annotation, cellular component: endoplasmic reticulum; membrane; cis-Golgi network. The record is from RefSeq and is a predicted model, not a curated record.
CGCUCUGCUCUCGCCAUCUUUCAAGCCGAGAGUGCAGCAGGAAGGGAGCUCUCCUUUCUUCCUGGCGGAUUUUUGGACGGGUUUGGUGUUGGAGCUGUUUCGUUAUCCCUUUGGUUUUUCUCAGAGGCCGCUCUGUUUCUGUUUGCAGACGGAAUCAUGAAUAUUUUCAGACUCACCGGAGAUCUCUCGCAUUUAGCUGCGAUCAUCAUCCUGCUGCUGAAGAUCUGGAAGAGCAGGUCCUGUGCGGGUAUAUCUGGGAAAAGCCAAGUUCUGUUUGCAUUGGUGUUCACAACACGCUACUUGGACCUUCUCACCUCUUUUAUCUCUCUGUACAACACUACAAUGAAGGUUAUCUACAUCGGCUGUGCAUACGCCACAGUGUACCUGAUCUACGCCAAGUUCAAAGCCACCUACGACAGCAAUCAUGACACUUUCAGGGUGGAGUUCCUGGUCGUCCCUGUGGGUGGCCUCGCUUUUCUUGUCAACCACGACUUCUCUCCUCUGGAGAUCCUGUGGACUUUCUCGAUCUACUUGGAGUCGGUGGCCAUCCUUCCUCAGCUCUUCAUGAUCAGUAAGACUGGAGAAGCUGAGACCAUCACCACACACUAUCUGUUUUUCCUGGGCCUCUAUCGUGCCCUGUAUCUCAUCAACUGGGUCUGGCGCUACUACUCUGAAGGCUUCUUUGACAUGAUUGCCAUCGUGGCAGGCGUCGUUCAGACAAUCCUUUAUUGUGAUUUCUUCUAUCUCUAUGUAACGAAAGUGUUGAAAGGGAAGAAGCUGAGUUUGCCAGCUUAAACGAGUGCUAGAGACAGAGCUUUAGCGUAAGCGCAGGACACCGCUGAUGCCACGUUUGUGUAAGAUGCCCGAGGAGUACAACAUGGAUCUGUUAUUUUCUUCAGACCCUGACCAGCUCUGGGACAGUUCCGGUUUCAAACCACGUUAAUCACACGACUCCUCCAGUAUCCACGUUUUACACAUCUUACCCUUUUUUUAUUACUUAUAAAAGAAAUGAAGCAUUCUCUAUCAGAAAUCACUUCAAUUUGGCUUGUGGCAACAAAAACCCCGCUGUCAAAUGUAUCAAAUUUGUUACUGUAUAAUGGUUGAUGGGGAUUAUUCUUAUGCAGGGUGCUGUUGGUUUGUAAAAGGUUUGGGAUUUGACUGAAUGUACCGUGUUUUCUAGAAUGUAAGAUGCAACUGCUGCUCGUGCUGCCCAACCCUCGUGUGUGUGUGCGCGUGCGUGCACGCAACACUCCCAAUUGCCAUUAAUAAGAGAUUUUAUAGUUUUUGUGUUCCUCCAGUAGUGACGGGAAAAUACAGAAAAUGAAAUUAUCAGUAAUCAUCAUGCUGGUAAACAAAAAAUAUCGUUGUCAUGGUGAUUUUAGAAAUCAAAUCGUCUGCAAAACGAAAGCCUUUAUUCUAAGCCCAGUUGAGAAAUACGAAACGAUGAAGCAUGCAGGAGCUACUUAGAACGUGAGUGAGGAGUUUGAGCAUUUCCAGAACUUCAGCAUUCCGUCAUUUUUAUAGAUGGACAGAUGUGUUCCAGACCUGACACAGGGAUUUAAAAUGAGGACUGCAGGAAAUGCAUCAGCUCAGAAAACAAUAUUUACAGUACGUAAGUAUUACUUGGCACUAAAGUGAUGUGACAUAUAAAUUGAUCGGUAGGGUUUUGUACUCCGGAGCGACUUAUUUUCUAGAAAAUAUGGUACAUUUUUAUAUAUUGAAACUGCACAGUUGAUUUGGAUGGAUUUAAUUACUCUGUGGAAAAAUUGUGUUAAUGAAAAAUAAUCUCAGUAUAGAGGUUUACCUCAUGCUCUGGUCGCCUCACUUUUUUUUUUAAAGAAUAAAAAAAUGCGUCUUUAAGUGUUUUCCUAAAUGAUUGAGUAUAUCGGAAUAAUCAAGUGUGUAGCAGUGUAAGAGUCAACAUUUGAUAUUGUGCCCGUCAGUCAUACUUGCAUUAGCUUGCAGUAUUGACACACUGCCUUAUUUUUCUUGCUUAAAUGAGUUUUUUUUAUUAAUUGGGCAUUUUAUUUACUUCAAUAAUACACUUGAUUUUAUAUUUGCUUUUCCUUGUUUAAUGGCAAAAUAUUUGAGCUGACUUGCAUCUUAUCCGGUCACUCUAAAAGUCUGGUGUAUGAAAGUUUAUCAAGGGAGCAUAGAAAGUAAUGGAGGAAUAAACUGAUUUUUAUGCAUUGAACAUUAUUAUUAUUAUUAUUAUUAUUAUUAUUAUUAUUAUUAAAACCAACUUUGCCCAAAUAGCUGUAAAGCAUGAUUUGUAUAUUGAGUUUUCGUUACAUAAGUCUUUAUUUGUAAUCUGUGGGAUGGGCAUUGAUGCAAAUUGGGUUAGGAAUUUACUGAGUGAUGUUUCUGUUUCUCUUUUCUCAGUUCUGAUAUCUAAUUUUUUUUUUUUUAAGUUAACUUUCACAUGACCUCCAUCUCAAAUAAAGAUCAUUUGAGACACA